Gadus chalcogrammus (walleye pollock) is the source of this 2346-nucleotide messenger RNA. It is a transcript of the gene ptpn11a, whose product is annotated as protein tyrosine phosphatase non-receptor type 11a. The record is from RefSeq and is a predicted model, not a curated record. Gene Ontology annotation, biological process: protein dephosphorylation. Bases 358 to 2160 code for a protein of 600 amino acids. The transcript has 16 exons. Gene Ontology annotation, molecular function: protein tyrosine phosphatase activity. NCBI's taxonomy places the organism in Eukaryota, Metazoa, Chordata, Actinopteri, Gadiformes, Gadidae.
UAUAACUCACUUAGGACGCCGGUUGGCCGAGGCCCUGUUGUUUUUCAUUACAAGGGAGGGGCUCCGGUGGACUGUGGCUACACUGGACGAUAAAUCACACGAACCCUUUAUUGUGUCGCAUGUUUGGUGACGUCCAAUUAUCGACUUGUUCUGAAGUCUCUGGGGCCGAGGCCUAGAGACUUUUCCUAGCUAACGUUAUUAACAUUUCCAGUCACUGCCAGUAUUUUGAUGCGGGUUCUGACUGGGUGUGGACUAAUGAAGCGCUUUUUUGUGUGAGGAAAGGCGUCAAUAGUUGGAAACGUCCGCCAGCUAGUAAAAGCAUUAAAACUCCUAGCGAGGAAGUGAGGAGCGAAAAAAAUGACAUCUCGAAGGUGGUUCCACCCGAACAUCACCGGCGUGGAGGCUGAGAAUCUGCUGUUGACUCGCGGAGUGGAUGGGAGCUUCUUGGCCAGACCGAGUAAAAGUAACCCAGGCGACUUUACUCUCUCAGUACGGAGAAAUGGCGCCGUGACCCACAUUAAGAUCCAGAACACUGGGGACUACUACGAUCUCUAUGGCGGGGAGAAGUUCGCAACGUUGGCGGAGCUGGUGCAGUAUUACAUGGAGCACCACGGGCAGCUCAAGGAGAAGAACGGAGACGUCAUCGAGCUCAAGUACCCACUCAACUGUGCCGACCCCACCUCAGAAAGAUGGUUCCACGGUCACCUGUCGGGCCGGGAGGCCGAGAAGCUGCUGACGGAGAAGGGUAAGAACGGCAGCUUCCUGGUGAGGGAGAGCCAGAGUCACCCGGGAGACUUUGUCCUGUCUGUGCGCACCGGGGACGACAAGACGGACAGCGCUGACAACAAACCCAAAGUCACCCACGUCAUGAUCCGCUGUCAGCAAGACAUGUAUGACGUAGGCGGUGGGGAGAAGUUUGACUCACUCACAGACCUUGUGGAGCACUACAAGAAGAACCCCAUGGUGGAGACACUGGGAACCGUGCUCCAGCUCAAACAGCCGCUCAACACGACCCGCAUCAACGCUGCAGAGAUCGAGAGCCGCGUGAGGGAGCUGAGCAAACUGGCCGAGGCCACGGACAAGGUCAAACAGGGCUUCUGGGAGGAGUUCGAGACGCUGCAACAGCAAGAGUGCAAGUUACUGUACAGUCGCAAGGAGGGCCAGCGGGCAGAGAACAAGAAUAAGAACCGCUACAAAAACAUCCUUCCCUUCGACCACACGCGCGUGGUGCUCAACGACGGCGAUGACACUGAGGCGGGCUCCGACUACAUCAACGCUAAUCUCAUCAUGGUGGUGACUGACAUCAUGCCCGAGCUGGAGUCCAAGUCGAACAGCACCAAGCUGAAGAAGAGCUACAUCGCCACGCAGGGCUGCCUGCAGAACACCAUCAGCGACUUCUGGAGGAUGGUGUUCCAGGAGAACUCUAGGGUCAUCGUCAUGACGACCAAGGAGGUGGAGAGGGGAAAGAGUAAGUGUGUGAAAUACUGGCCGGACGUGUCGGCCCUGAAGGAGUACGGAGCCAUGCGGGUCCGAAACGUCAAGGAGACGGCCGCCCACGACUACACGCUCAGAGAACUCAAACUAUCCAAGGUUGGACAGGGGAACACGGAGCGGACCGUUUGGCAGUACCACUUCCGGGCCUGGCCCGACCACGGCGUGCCCACCGACCCCGGAGGUGUGCUGGACUUCCUGGAGGAGGUCAACCUGAAACAGGAGAGCAUCCUGGAGGCUGGCCCCAUAGCGGUGCACUGCAGUGCUGGGAUUGGACGAACAGGCACCUUCAUCGUGAUCGACAUCCUGAUAGAUGUGAUAAGAGAAAAAGGGGUGGACUGUGACAUCGACGUGCCCAAGACCAUCCAGAUGGUGCGCUCCCAGCGCUCUGGGAUGGUGCAGACCGAGGCCCAGUACCGCUUCAUCUACAUGGCCGUGCAGCACUACAUCGAGACCCUGCAGAGACGCAUCGAGGAGGAGCAGAAGAGCAAGAUCAAGGGGCGCGAGUACACCAACAUCAAGUACUCUAUGCUGGACCUGACCGGAGAGCAGAGCCCCCUGCCGCCCUGCACGCCAAUCCCAACGCCCAUCUGCACAGAAAUGAGGGAGGACAGCUCCAGGGUGUAUGAGAACGUGGGUCUGAUGCAGCAGCAGAAGAGCUUCAGAUGAGGGGCCGCAGGGAACCCGGCGAGCCACCAUUUCCAGGAACCUGACACCUGAACGAUUUUUGCCAGCCACACCUUGACGCCUGAGACUUGAAACCGUGUUGCGGACAUGGAACAAUAGAAAACAAUGGAAAACAACAUGACAUCGACGAGAGAGAGGGGAGGGGGAGAGAGGGCAAGAGGGAGGGAG